Molecule: messenger RNA, 1453 nt
Organism: Carassius gibelio (silver crucian carp)
Lineage: Eukaryota; Metazoa; Chordata; Actinopteri; Cypriniformes; Cyprinidae
Exons: 2
Coding region: 16-1434 (472 amino acids)
Source: RefSeq, a predicted model, not a curated record
CGGCAGAUACGAAAAAUGGCAGAGUCAAAGAGUCGCAGUUUCUGUUGUGUUCCAGGCUGUUCGUCUUCCAACCAAAAACAGCCCUACCUUUCUUUUCAUUCUUUUCCUGUGGAUCCAAACCUGAAACCCAAAUGGAUACAGGCGAUCCGAAGAGAGAAAGGGCAUAGUUUUAAUGUUAAAACAGGUAGCACCUAUGUUUGCAGCCGGCACUUCGCUCCGGAUGAUUACAGUGGUGGCUGCGUCGUUCGUCGCCUGAGGAGUGGUGUCGUCCCAAGCCUAUUUCCUUGGAACAACUUUACUGCUCCUUUGAGAAGGGAGUCAGUAUAUGACAGAACCUUAAAACGUCGGUCUAUACAGCUAUGCUGUGAAGAUAGCGACAUGGUGGCUAAGGCAGCAAGGAUGGAUCACGACUACGUGACACACCCACCUGCAGGUGCUCUGGAUGAGGCUUUGGAUUACAUCCAUGACCUAGAAGCCAAAUUGCAAAACACUGGUCUACCACCCCCUACUCUCUUCAGCCGAUACUGUGCGUCAGACGACCAAAUACGUUUCUACACAAAAUUUCCAUCUGAGAGUGUUUUUACUAUUUUUUGGGAGUCGAUUGCACCAUCUGCACUUAGACUGGUGUACUGGACCAAAGCACAGAGGGCAGGUGAGGAAGGCUGCGAAGAUCCCAGCCCACCACGCAUAAUGCCAUUAAUAGAUGAGUUCUUGAUGUACUCCAUGCGGGUUGCUGUUGGCAUGAAGGAGCAGCUCAUUGCUGACAUGUUUAAUGUGAGCAUUGCCAGGGUUAGCAGGGUUACCAUCACCUGGGCCAAUUAUCUUUUUAUGAUGCUGAGCUCACUUCCCAUCUGGAUAAGCAGGGAAAAGGUUAAGUCCACUAUGCCCCUUAAAUUCCAGCGGUACUGUCCCAAUGUCAGAGUGAUACUGGACUGCACAGAAAUUUCCCAGGAAACAGCCUCAUCCCUGACCUUACAAUCAGAAACAUUUUCAAAUUACAAAAACAGGACGACAUUGAAAGGGCUAAUUGGAGUUGCUCCCAAUGGUUUGGUGACAUUCAUCUCACCCCUGUACACUGGGUGCAUCUCAGAUAAGGAGAUCACCAGGAUCAGUGGAGUCCUUCCCUUGCUGGAGCCAGGAGACGAUGUCAUGGCGGACAAAGGGUUCCUCAUUCAAGACCUCCUUGCUGACGUUGGAUCUAAGCUCAUCAUUCCACCUUUUAAGCGUUCAGCUCAAUUCAGCAAGGAGGAAACGGAACAAACCCAAGCCAUUGCCCGCCUCAGAAUUAUAGUGGAAAGAGUGAUUGGUAGGAUAAAGUCCUUUCACAUCUGGGACUCUCCCGUGCCGCUCACACUGAUUGGCAGUGUGAAUCAGAUCUGGCUUAACUGCUGUGUUUUGGCAAAUUAUCAAGGACCUUUUUGUUUUGAAGAGUGAAUUAAUGUUUGGUAUGUAA